UACUGCGUAUUAUUUCAUGCAAUUACUCUAAAAAAAAAAAUUCUGUAUAGUAUCAAUAUCCCCGAGGGGCUUCCCCGUGAGUUUUUACCAUUAUAAAAAUAGACGAUCUGUGCAGAAAUGUUAGAACAACGUCAAAAUGUCUCAUGUAACCGUUAUUUUGAUCGUCUUUGCGUCCGCAACUCUACAAGUUUCUUAUUCCUUAAAACCAGAUUACUACUGGCGUGAAUACACAGGAGAAGUUCCAGAAGAUGCUAUAGUCGCAGGUACGGACAUCAACGGUCAAAGUAUCUACAUCGGGCAAGCAUACAUCAAAAACUGGGGCUUGAUAGUGACCCAAAUAACCCCAGGUCGAAAACAAGUCCGCGUUCCUAUGAAAGGAAUCAAGAUCGUCGACAAAUUCGUUAAGAUCCUCUGUGGUCCCCAAGAAAAAGUGUACUGGAUGCCCGCAACAUCAAAAACUCUUCACUUGUCACUAAUUGACAAACACGCCGUUGUUGGUGGUCACGAAGAUGGGAAGGGUUACUUAGGAAUUGGACGGAUCAGUCAUGGAGGAGAAGUGAAAGUUGGCAAGAUCAUCACGUUCAGUGCCGAAAGUGCCUAUUUUUACUUCGACGAUAAUGGUCUGGAGAGGCUUAUCACGUCGUACCAGAUUCUAAUGUACGAUGACAGGAUAAUCGACCUCAGGGUUAAAAGUUUCUAGAUUAUUAUCAAACUCUAAGAAAUUGUAUUUAUUUUUGUUAUAAUACACAUUGUAUUUGCUUCAUAUUGAGAAUUAAUUCUGUAAAAACAAGAUUUAUCAAAUAAAAAAAGUCAACAAAAAACGCGAUAAUAACGCUAUGAAAGCAUUGAAAAAUUCGUUCUCAGACACUCAUCUUUCACCAGUUCAACAUGUCCAUGUUCGUAGUUCUUCUCAUAGGGUAUCUUGUAUCAAACUGCUACAGCCACCAAAGAGAUUACUGCUGGAAAGAGUACUUAGGGUCGGUACCACCAGACGCCGUAAUAGCUGGUGAAACCCUAGAUGGGCAAAACGUCUACGUUGGUCAGGCUUUCAUCAAGAACGUAGGAUUAAUUCCAGGACGCGUUAUCCCAGGGGACACAAAAUUGCAUGUUCCUCAUGAUGGACAGAGCAAAGAAGGAAAAUACAUAAAGAUUCUUUGCGGGCCCCAAGACAAUUUCUACUGGUUGAAAGCCAAUUCUACCGAUCUUCAUCACCUUAUUACUGAUCAACAUCCAGUUGUUGGAGGCCAUGACGAGUCCAAUGGGUACUUAAACGUUGGUAGAAUCAGCGUGGGAGGAGACACGAAAGUUGGAAAAGUAGAUUCGUUUCGUGUUGAACAUGCAAACUUUUACUACAGUGAUGGCCAAGCUGAAAAAUUAACCAAGUCUUACGAAAUACUGAUGUACAAACACGAAAAUCGACUCUGAUAUACUGAGCAAUUGAUUAUUUGUCUUUUAUACACGACGCACAAUGCAAAAUAUAUAUACAUAUAAACAUAGA
Zophobas morio is the source of this 1498-nucleotide messenger RNA. RefSeq lists its product as uncharacterized. The transcript is spliced from 5 exons. Lineage: Eukaryota; Metazoa; Arthropoda; Insecta; Coleoptera; Tenebrionidae. The record is from RefSeq and is a predicted model, not a curated record. The coding region runs from base 137 to 700 and encodes 187 amino acids.